UCGUUUCCUCCGUCGUCGGAAAAAAAAUCAGAGAUAAUAAAUUUUUUUUAUUCUUCUUCUCCGGCGAGAAUUUCGACGAUGCUUCUCCGGCGACGCAACGCUACCUCUCCGGUGUGGUUUCUUUCUUCUCCGUCGCUUUUCCUUCUUCUGUCUUCUCCUCUCGGCUACUUCUUCUUAGCUCCUCUAUUGAGAUCGUCUCUUCUCUCUUCUCUGCUGCUUCUAUUUCAUCUUCUUAGGCUUAGUCGCGAGCAGAUUUGUUUGUUGGUGUUUGCAUAUUUAUUUGUUGCUCUGGUUUUGAUGCUCGAGGAUGGAGAAGAAGGCGGUGGCGGUGACGAUGAUUUAUUGUUAGUCAUCAAAGCACAAGAUUCAGAUUGGAGAGCUCAAUGUCGAAGUCAAAUUAUACGAGGAAGAGAUACAAGAGCUAAGAAACUUCAAAAACAUGGUUGUGUGUACUUUUGGUCAUGAUUGUGGUGUAAUAUUUCAUCUUUACAUAAGAGUUUGUGUGAGCUUAUGUUGUGAUUAAAUUUGUAAUGACCUACAAAAAGAAUAUGGACUAUUAAGUAAUUUAAGCCAAUAUGUGGGUC
Molecule: messenger RNA, 584 nt
Organism: Arabidopsis lyrata subsp. lyrata
Lineage: Eukaryota; Viridiplantae; Streptophyta; Magnoliopsida; Brassicales; Brassicaceae
Exons: 3
Coding region: 79-465 (128 amino acids)
Source: RefSeq, a predicted model, not a curated record